AUGCAUGUCGGGGAAGGUGGCGCCUUCCGCGCGGACAGCGCACAGGCCAAUCAGCGCGCAUCACGACAGAGGCCACCAAGCAGCUUCGACGAACUGUUGCAGCAUCAUUCACGCCCAAUUGCUCACCAAAUACUCAUGUCGAGCCCACUACUAGACGUCUGGGAGGCUGCUGCAGCGUCGCCAUACCAGCCCGGAAUCGGAAAGAACACGCAGUUCACCGUCGGCUUCACGCUGCUGUUCCUGUCUCUCGUCCUUGGUACCAUCUUCAGUCUCAACCGCUCCGUCAUCAACCUCCCGCUUCUCGGUGCGCCAGCUUCAGUCGCAUUCGGAUUCGGCGCCGUCUACAUGAUUUGCGCAGUCGGCGUCUACGUCUAGUUCCUUUUCCACGUUCGGCGUUCGGGGGCAUACUGUAUGCAUAGUCUGGGAAUCCAAUAAAUAACCAAGACCGAAUACCACUACAUCUACCUCUUUC
Parastagonospora nodorum SN15 is the source of this 472-nucleotide messenger RNA. RefSeq lists its product as hypothetical. The coding region runs from base 1 to 375 and encodes 124 amino acids. The record is from RefSeq and is a predicted model, not a curated record. The transcript is spliced from 4 exons. Lineage: Eukaryota; Fungi; Ascomycota; Dothideomycetes; Pleosporales; Phaeosphaeriaceae. Gene Ontology annotation, biological process: protein N-linked glycosylation.